Molecule: messenger RNA, 843 nt
Organism: Perkinsus marinus ATCC 50983
Lineage: Eukaryota; Perkinsozoa; Perkinsida; Perkinsidae
Product: tropomyosin, putative
Exons: 8
Coding region: 1-843 (280 amino acids)
Source: RefSeq, a predicted model, not a curated record
AUGCGAGAUCAUGUCGUUGCCAUCAUCACAGCACAUCAUCAGGAACAGAAACAAGCGCGGCAUGAGGCAGCUGUACGAUGCUUGAAGGCCGAGCAUCAGACAGAGGCGAAAACUCUGCGGGAUGAGAUGCAGAAGGCUCGAAGGACUCUGGAAAGUCGCGUCGAGGAAGCACAGGAAUCCAAGAAGAAGAAGGAGGAUGAACUCAACCGCAAACUGGACGAGGCCAAGCACGCUUUGCUCGAACAGGACCGUAAGAUAAACAUACAAGGUCAAGAAAUUACAGAGAAAAACCUCGCAUUGGAUCACUUGUCCUCGCGGCUGGCUCAUGAGACGGCGAUCUUACGGAAACAGCUUGAGCGGGAAGUCGAAGAACAUCGCCAGAAAAUGCAACUGGCCUCAGAGAGACAGAGAGGGGAGAUCCGAGCCUUGACGAAUGAGCAUAAGCAAGUGAUUGAAGACCGAGAUAAACUCGCACAGCAAGUCGAAGAAGGUUACACAGAGAAAAUCAUCGGACUGGAUAAUAGAAUAGGAGAACUCAUCCGGAUGUAUGAGAACCGACCAAGUCGUGACGAAGAUGUUAUAAAGAUAGAUCAUCUCGAAAAGGAGUUGAGACAGAUGAACCAUGCUUACGAGGAUCUGAAGGAACGUAUGAAGGUCUAUAAACUAGAACUGAUAAAUCGCGAGCAAAAUUAUAACAAGCCCAUUAAAGGAUUCGCAAGCUAUUCCGGGCUCUCUUGGUGGAAAUGCUGUCCAACGGAAGCCGGUAAAGAAAUCCGCCAAAGGCCUCCGCAAGACGCUUGGCAGAAAGGCGGCAACCACAGAUGUUUGAGAUUGCGAUUGUAA